This is a messenger RNA of Varanus komodoensis (Komodo dragon), 3636 nucleotides long. RefSeq names its product putative P2Y purinoceptor 10. The coding region runs from base 314 to 1384 and encodes 356 amino acids. Lineage: Eukaryota; Metazoa; Chordata; Lepidosauria; Squamata; Varanidae. The record is from RefSeq and is a predicted model, not a curated record. Gene Ontology annotation, cellular component: membrane. The transcript has 2 exons. Gene Ontology annotation, molecular function: G protein-coupled receptor activity. Gene Ontology annotation, biological process: phospholipase C-activating G protein-coupled receptor signaling pathway; positive regulation of Rho protein signal transduction.
UUAGUAUACAUGUACGGUUAUUGGAGAGAUCUUAUUUGACCUUUACCUCAGCAAAGCCAUGGCUUAGACAGGAAUGCGUACAAGUGCACUUGUGGUAAAACUGUCAGACAAAUAGGAGCUUUUUUUUCUCUUCUGUUUCUUUCUCUUUUUUUUAACUUCCUGAAAUGACCUGACUGUACAGCAGUGAUAACAAGCUCCUGUCUGCUGGCUUUCCUUUCUGUUCCAAGCCCACGUGAAGACGGCCAGGUGCCUCAGUGCCACCAGAAGAUUGCAAUUUCCCAGGACAGACUGUUGCUGAUGUCUGAGCAUCCCAAUGAGGAUACAUAACCAUUCCAAGGGAGUGACCCCUUCAGUUGACCGAUCCCUGAAUGGGAGUUCAGCUACAUGGGUGAUGCAGAGCACUGGUGAAACAGACAACUGCUCCGAGCCCGGAGCAGACUUCCAGCAUUCUCUGUAUGCAGCUGCCUAUACGCUCAUCUUCAUCCCAGGAAUCCUAAUGAACAGCAUGGCUCUCUGGGUGCUCUACCGCUUCGUAAGAAAGCACAACAAAACCAUCAUCUUCAUGGUGAACUUGGCCACCGCUGACCUCGCUCAUGUGCUCUCGUUGCCUCUGCGGAUAUAUUACUACAUUAACUACAGAUGGCCAUUUGGGACGUUCCUUUGCCAGUUCUGUUUCUACCUGAAGUAUCUCAACAUGUAUGCCAGCAUUUGCUUCCUUACUUGCAUCAGCGUGCAAAGAUGCAUCUUCCUCCUCUACCCGUUCAGGGCCAAAGACUGGAAACAGAGGUAUGACGUGGCCAUCUGUGUUGUCGUGUGGAUCUUCGUUGGAGCUGCCUGCUCACUCUUCCUCUUGUUCAGGACUUUUAAUAGCCCUGAGAAGUGCUUCACGGAGCUCAGCAUCAACAAGAUUGGCAGCGAGACCAACUCCAUCCUGCUGGUGAUGGUGGCUGAAGUUGUCGGGUUCUUGCUCCCCCUGGUCAUCAUCGUCUAUUGCACCAAGAAAACGAAGGCUUCACUUCAGGAAUGCCCAAACCCAUUGCAGAAUGCCACUGAGAAGCAGAAGGCGUUACGGAUGGUAGCAUCGUGUGCCAUCGUGUUCUUGGUGUGCUUCACGCCUUAUCACAUCAUGUUUUUCUUCUUCAUGUUGGUAAAAGAGAGGCUGAUCAAAAACUGUGCCAUAAGACAGAGCAUCUUGUACAUCCACCCAUUUUGUUUAAGCCUUGCGAGCUUCAACUGUUGCUUGGAUCCAAUCCUGUAUUUCUUUACCACAUCCGAAUUUCAGAAUCAGAUGUCGAGGCACAGCAGUUUGGCCAUCAGGAGUCGUUUGAUGAGCAAGGAAAGUGCCUCUUCUGUUAAGGAGGAAAUGCGUUGGACUUCAAAUUAGUUGGCGAAUCAUAGGAAUGGAGUUGUCCUGCUCCAAGUCAGACCACUGGCCAGGGCAGGCCAUGAAUGGCUUUCAGUCCUUAGGCUGGGAGAAGCUCUUAAGAGGUGCAUUCCAGCAACCUUUGCUCUGAAGGUAACAGGGCAGGGCCAAAAUUACCAAAACUAUCAACAUAUUAUAACUCAAAGCUCUUACUGACAGCAGUUAAGGCUUAUGAGAGGCAUUCCAUUCUUUAAGAAUAAGGAAAUGUACAAAACCCAGGGAAAAACUGAGGGAUUGGUACUUGGGGAAAGCAGUCGGACUAAAGGAAGAGUGUAUGACCCUUUGGGGGACACUAGAGGUCUGGAUUGGGACACCUGCUAUGCUGUAUUUGAACCUCUAGAACCGAGGUUCUGCAUUCGUGAUCCACUCUGAAAGAAGCUAGACCCGAGGUUCUGCAUUCUUGCCCCACUCUGAGUGAAGCUUUGGUGUUGGAGAAGCUUCAGCCAGUCUCUCCCAGACUUGCCUGGAAAUGGCAGGGCCUGAACUUGGGACCUUCCGUAGAUUGUAGUGAAAAAGGACCAUUGCCAAUGCUCUGGCCAUAAGAACCCAAGAAAGGGGCUGGGGAUCACCGUGCAAGCCCUUCCUCAAGGAGUGAGGAAGGCAUGCAUCUCCUCUUAAAAGCCCUUGGAGUUUUGGCAUUUUGCCAUCGGCUCCCAAGCGAAGCUCUUGCUGUAAGUUCCAUCCCAUCUCAUGAUGUUCUGGCUGAAGCCUGGACCCACGAAGCUUAGAGCGGAACACACGGCGCUGACGGGACUUCUGAAAAGCCGUGUGCCCUCGAAAUACGAGAACUGGACUUGAUUCCUUCUCACCUCAUGAUCAAGGUCACAGAUUAUACUCUGCUCUUAUUUGUGCAAAUGCAUCUUAUCUUGGCUGCUCCUGCCCUCUGUUGGUGAAGAGAAGUAAUUACUUUCCAAAGUAUUUGCAAAACUUGUGGGUGAACAAGCCGAAUCUGGUGCCAUUGAACUGUUGACUAUAGUCUUUGAAUAAGUGAAAAUAGCCGUGCCUUGGGGCAGGGUAAGACUUGUGAGUGCGGCUUCCCUAUGACACAAGUUUUCAUGGGCUUCAUAGGACGUGUUUUCCUAUGUUGGCAGAUAUACAUGCAUAUAACUGGGGCCAUUGUUGGGUGGUAGCUGAUGGACCAUGAGCUCCCGGACAACCCCACCCCCCCACCCCGGUUUGCUCCUCCUCUUCUUCAUCAUUAAAACUAAGACUUUUGCUGAUGCCAUCAUGAAUGGCUUAGUCCUUCAAGUGCCACAAGAUUUUUUUCUUCUGUUUGUGUUGCAAUGGCUAAGCAAGCUGUUUUCUCCCUCUGGGAGGGGAUAUUAAUCCAAGUUGCCCCACUAAUUCCCAGUGCUGUGCUCAGGUGCAGCCUUGGUGGUAGGUUAAAGGGCUGGGUUCGCUUUCGGGUGGCAUCUUAGGAUUGCCAAAAAAGAGAGAAUGCAUGAUUUUAAAAAGGACCGAGAAGACCUGGAUUCAUGUGAAGUGCUUGUACACACACGCACACACAGCUCUCUAUGCGCUAGCACCGAUACGUAUGUGUUGGUGCACAUUUAGAAACUGCAACUACUUAAAACAAACAAAACCACAGUAGAUCUCACCAGAAUGGAGGAGACAUUGAUGGGGACCGGCGUGCCUGGCUCAGGCUGCCGUCCAGGUGCUGCUACCUGUGGGUGGGACUCCAAGCUGCCCCAGCCUGGCCAACCUGCUCUCCCUCCCUGCAGUCCUUAGCGAGCCCCUAGGCUGCCUGCUUGCCAGCUGGACACGCACAAGGUCCACGGGAGCCUGGCGCUUUGGGCAGGAGCAGGAGACGAGGGGCAGCCUUCCUCCAGAAUGGAGCAGGCCAGCAGAUUGUGGAGAAGGGGACUCUGCCCACUGGUCCCAGACUGGACAGAGGUUUUCCCACUUGCCUCCUGAAGUCUGAGUAGACAAGUAUAUCAGUCUUCACUGUUCACACCAUAGCUAAACACACAUCCCAUCCUGGUGCCCUCCCAGAUCUAUAGAGCUGGAACUCCCAUCAUUCACCAGGUAGAGAAAAUCAAACUUUUAGUCCAGCACGACUUGAGUGUGGGCAGCUUGAGCGAGUUUUGCGGAAAUCGACUCCCCAGCCCCCUUACCUAUUGCUAAUACUUUCUUUUUACGUCUUGUCUAGUUGUAGGCAAAAUGGACAUUUUGUAAAAAUAAAUUCUGUAUGUUAAUAAUGUGAUCUAAACCUA